Messenger RNA from Gadus chalcogrammus (walleye pollock), 5554 nucleotides. Its product is annotated as tubulin epsilon and delta complex protein 1-like. The transcript is spliced from 11 exons. Bases 261 to 1490 code for a protein of 409 amino acids. The record is from RefSeq and is a predicted model, not a curated record. Lineage: Eukaryota; Metazoa; Chordata; Actinopteri; Gadiformes; Gadidae.
UGGCCGCUGAGCACUGGUGGAUUGCGGAAGUAUAUGUAGCCUACUACUGACUGUUCCUGGGUGCUUGGGUUAGCCGGAUUGUAGCGCAUAUCUAAAUAGCGAGCUUAGUAAACUUAUAGCAUCUCGUUGCUAAAAUUAAAGAAAUCCACGGGAACCCUCUCCCUUGAGAUACCAGAAACAUACCAACCAAGUGGGUCUGAUCUGCAGCGGUGAAGUUGUGCGGCGUUGAGGAGUUGUGCGGCGGUGAGGAGUUGUGUAUCAUGCAUCAGAGUAAAGGAGCUGUCAGGGUCCAGGAGGUGAUCGGUGCUCUGUGCAGGAUGCUGACAGCUACUGGCCUGGACUCCGUCCCCACACCAGAGGUCUUUAGAAGGGCUAAAUUCAACUGUGGACCUGAGGUGGAGGAUCCAUUGUGGAAAUUGCUCGCCAGUGUUCUUAAAACAUGUAACAUAAUUUCUGUUGAAGCCUCCCCAGAGUUGCCAGAGAUGGCCUCUGACCACAGGAGGCUGGUGGCCGUCGGUCUGUGGCAGAGUGGCUACCAUGUCGACUGGAUCAGAUGUGUGGGAGAGCAGGGGGGGGAGUGUGUCCCCUGCAGUAGGGAGCUGCUCCUGGCCCUGGGCUGGCUGUUGGCGACAGGCGCCGUGGAGACCUUGCUGGCCCACAGAGCGAAGCAGCUUGACUCCACGCGAUGGGACCCUGCAGUGAUGACUGCUCCCACUGUGGGGGAGGCCCAUAUGGACCGCCCCUCUCUGAGGAAGCUUCAGUGGCUGUUUGGCUCUUUGAGGUCCCAGAGGCGGAGCCUUCUAUCAAUGCAGGAAGAGCAGAGCAAGCUCGUGACCAUGGCCCUGUCGGUCGGCCUUUCCUCUUCAUCCUCCUCAAUGUCAACCUUUGUCUCUGACACUAACUCUGCACUGCAGGAGGAGUGUGUCCGUAUGCAGGACCUGAGCCAACUCCUGAAGUCAUACACCGACUGGAAACACACAGAGAAGCUGUUCUGGGUGUGGAUGGACAGCGUGGUGGAGGGCCAUGCGACAGACCAGAGGGUGGCGUGUCCGCUGAAUUCAGACGCUAAUGCCUCGGCCAAUAGGAGCAGAGCUGUCUGUCCCCAUGGUGACUGGGGCCUUGAGUGCCUCAACGACAUGCUGUUGGGACUUCCGACAGUGCAGAGAAAGAGAGGACAGCGAGGAGAGGAGAAGGAGCCAGGAGGACGUCGUCGGGGACAGGAGAGCGAUGACAGACCACCAGCGGAGCGUGACGGCGGGACAGCCCCCCCCCUGCCCCCCUGCCUCUCUCCUUCAGCACAGGGGUACAGGCUCAGGCUCCAGGGGGAGGCUGGGGACCCUGGGGCCCUGAGGGCCUCUGAGAGACGCCGGCUGCUGAUGCUGACAGAGUCCUCCUUACUGGAGGGGAGGGAGAGAUGCCAACGGGCCAAUAGGAUGCAGUUCCAGGAGAUGAUUGGCAGGCUAGAGGAUAUGGUGUUGAUAGCACCUUAAGUGAUUUCAAGUCUACUGAAUAAAAAAAACAAUACUGUGUGUGUGUGUGUGUGUGUGUGUGUGUGUGUGUGUGUGUGUGUGUGUGUGUGUGUGUGUGUGUGUGUGUGUGUGUGUGUGUGUGUGUGUGUGUGUGUGUGUGUGUGUGUGUGACACUUAUUGGCUCUUAUAUUCAUACCAAUCAUCUUUUAAAUCCACUCAAAUCGAUUAUCAUUAAAUCAUUUUAAUAAUUGCUACAAAGGAACACCGUUAGGAUACAGCAAUACAAAAAAUCUGAAAUGACAGUGAUUUCUAAAUUAAAAUGAAUAAAUUACAAUCUGCAGGUGUAGUUAAUAUAGAUUUGCCCUGAGUUGAAUUACAUUUGUGGUAAUUGUUGUGCCUUAAUGAGAUGUCUUUCAAGGGCCUGCAUCACAGGACAUGUGUCACCUGGUGCACUGUGCAGUGUCAUGUAAAAUAUUAAUGCAAUGCCGGACCUUGAAUUUCCUCAUGAAAUUUAAAUUCUAACAUCUUCCUUUGUUCUAAAUGACAACAAUGUCAUUGAUUUGGUCCAGCUGGUUCCCUGACAACAUUGGGUAAAACCAGGGUCAAACCCGCUAUGUUUCCCAUCACCAAGUACUACUGUGGUCUUUUCUAGCUGCAGACAAACUAAUAUUGUUUGAGAAGAAGACAAUUAUUUGCCCUAACUACAACAUACUUGUAGAAAAACAACAAAUUCAUCAGAAUUGUGUAAAUAUAUUUAAUAUCUGAAACUGUUUCAGAAUACACACACAUCAACUGACACAUCUUAACCUUUGGGACUAUUUAAAUAUUUUACAUACUGAGGUCAGUUUAAAAUACUUCAGGUUUAUUGGUUUAUUCUUGAUAUAUACAUGGCUGUUUUAUUGAAUUUUGAUUUUACACAAAUAAGCACACUGGCUUAAAAUGUAGGUGAAUGAUCAUUUUGUGUUAACAACCAGCAGUUUCUGCAUGUAGGAGUUGAGCCACUUCUGUCGCUCCAUGGCUGUGAGCAGCUUGCUCUUCUCUCUGAAGGCUGCGUCGUCUGCUACCACCAUGUUCCUCUUACCCACGGAGCCACGGCUCCACUCAGCCGGCCAGCCUUUAUCCAUCCUACACACCAUAACAUGUUUCAUGACACAUACACAGAUAUAGGCAUGUAUAGUGUCGCCAAUAUUGAUAAUGCCCUGAAUGAAUGGUUAUUUCAACAGUCAAGAUUUCUACAAUCUUACCUAUGAAAUGUUGAGCCUUAAAUAAAAUCAUGAGGUGUAAGACUGAAAGUAAAGUCGGAUAAAUCCUGCUUCUGUACACCAAAGCUCAGACAUUCUCUUGUUUUGUUACUGUUUCAGAUCAGGUGAUUAACUGCAUCAGAGACCGCGGUAUGUUUAAAUAUGUGCCAUUACCCAAUGUUGAAAGGAUUUACCUGGACUCUUCACCUUCUGAAAGCUGGGACUUGGGACCAGACAGCCACACCCUACCAAUUAAACGUGGCUUGCUAUUGGCUGCUGCCAUGAGGCCAGGUGCUGACGUCAGCUCAAUUCCCCAGUUGUGAAGUGAGAAAUAGGGAAGGUGGACAUCAUAGUCAUCUUCUGUCACCUCAUCUGAAUUGUCUGGACUGCUAAAAACAUAGAAGAACAGAUGAAAGGUUAGCACAUGAUCUAAUAUCUCAUAUUUCAGUUUAUUAAAUACUAUUUAGUUUGUUCAAUUAUCCAUUUUCAGUGUAGCACUAGUGCCGGUGUGACAUCAAUCAGGCAAACUUGAAGAAUCCAAACAUUUAGAAUACAGACAAGCUUUAUAAUAAAAAUAACAAUUUUUAAAUCAACAUCUUUUUUUUCAGACCUUUAGAAUACAGACAAGCUUUAUAAUAAAAAUAACAAUUUUUAAAUCAACAUCUUUUUUUUUCCAGACCUUUGGGAUUCAUCAGCUAACUAAAUGAUCAUCACUGCUGUUGGUCGGUAUUCAUAAGAAAUGAUUCUUCAAAUUUGAUAAAUAAAUUAAUGGUAUUUUGCAGUUUCCAUAUUUCUAUUUUAUAUAUGCUUUUAAUAAUGAAUUAAAAACACCCAAGUUCAAAAAAGGAUAGAGGAUUGUAUUCCUGUAUUUAAUUAUGUUUCUGCAUCUGCACCAGCUUCUAAAUAAUAACCAAUAGUAUGUCAUGCUCAAGGGAGCUCUUCCAAUGAAUGCUGUUAUUGCGAAGAGCGUCCACCAACGUCCCCAACAAAUAACAGCUCUUGCAGAGCUGUUUUCUCACUUACUUUAAAGGGCUCCUUCCUAGCCGCAGAGCUAUCUAACCCUAACCCUAACCCCCUGCUGCCAGGACCCAGCUCUACAGAGGGCCUUUUCCAUUGCUGUCCCCUCCACCUCUCUCCCCAGACCCAUCCAGGACCUCACUCUCUUUGAGUCCUCCCUCAAAAUCCAUCUCUUCAAACUUGCCUUCAACGUUUUAAAUCUUUUAAUUUUUUCAUGUAAUCUUCUCUUUCUUUUAUUCUAAAUUAUAUCCAUAUGGCUAUUUUCUAACGUUUUCAUUAUGUGAUAUAAUUUAUGCCGUAAAGUUUCAAAAUAGAUGUAUUCUUAUUUUUAUUUGUAUUCUUCUUACCUGAGCUGUAGAAGAGGUCGAGGGUACCCCGAGGUCAGCAGAGUGGUAGCCAGGAUGCAAAGCAGAAGCAAGGAAGAUCGGGAAAACAUGGGCAGCUGAGACAUCCUUAAAGCACCGAGAACCAGAGGAUUCAUCAUCACAAAGGAAGAAAGAAAGACAGAGGAUUCAGAUGAAUCAUGCUUUCUGUGAAAAGGACCUUUCGUCUGAACUAUGCAGAACUUUUAACAAGUUUCCCCAGGACCAUCACUAUCGAGGACCUUUUUGGGAUCCACAGGGGGAACGAUAUCGGUCUGGACAUCAGCUAUAAGGUCACUAAAGAUAACGGCUGGGACCAUGUGGCAGACUGAUCCCAGUGCCCCCCUCAGCCCCAGAGGACAGCGUUUGGGACCGACCUUGUUCAAAGCGUGAGGCGCACUGUGCAGUCAACUCAUGGAUGCUGGUGCCCGGGAGAACGCCAAGAGCCCUGGGGUUGGACCCGACCUCUGGGCAGCACACUGUGAGAAAGUCCUGCAAAACAAACCCAACAUGCAACAGCAUAUUGUAACACAUUGAGAGUGAUUAUAUGCAGCAUAUGGAUCCAGCUAUAAUAAGUGGAGUCUCUGUAUGGAUGUCUAUUGUGGCAAGCAGGCUCCGGCACAGCAACCCUAGAGGCCCAGGGGAGAGGUGGUAUACGGGGUAUACCACCCAUAUCCCCCAGAUGGUGCCAAUGAGCGCAUCACCGCUUUCACCAAUUAGCGGGAUUCAAUCACCUGAGCAGCAGGUUGAGUGGCCAGGCUUAAAUAGCCGGCUUCAAGGCUCUAUCAAGGCUGUUGUGGUUCUAGGGUGAAGGGACCGGUCUUCGAGACGGAGGAAAACCAGUUGGAAGUCACUCCGCCCAGAGGGACACGUCCGUAUAUUCCUCCCAGGCGCACGGAGCCAAGACUCUUUUUGUUCCUUUUAGUAGUCUUCUCUAUGUUUGAAUAAACAUGCCUUUUUGGCUUAAGCGGCACAAAAAUGCGUUAAAAGGCACAAAAAUAAAACAACGGUCCUGUUGGUUCCAAUAAACACAUGGAAGCACAGCAGGUAGAACGGGUUAUACCCACAGAGCCUAAUAGACUAAUCCUGCACUGUACCUGGUAUAGACUCAUCCUGCACUGUACCUGGUAUAGACUCAUCCUGCACUGUACCUGGUAUAGACUCAUCCUGCACUGUACCUGGUAUAGACUCAUCCUGCACUGUACCUGGUAUAGACUCAUCCUGCACUGUACCUGGUAUAGACUCAUCCUGCACUGUACCUGGGCCAUGCGCUGCAGGUACAGUGAACUCAUACCUGCACUGAGCCCUGGGACAUGCGCUCUUUGUUCAGGGUGCGCCGUCUCUCCCAGCGGUUGAUGGAGUCCUGAACCUCUCUGCUGAGCUGCCGCGUCGCCGCCCUCUGCUGGUCGAAGGUCUUAAUGUGCUCCAGAGCCCCAUAGGUGGUGGUCAGGUAAUAGGACCCUAC